This is a messenger RNA of Entrophospora sp. SA101, 1875 nucleotides long. NCBI's taxonomy places the organism in Eukaryota, Fungi, Glomeromycota, Glomeromycetes, Entrophosporales, Entrophosporaceae. The record is from the annotation of a GenBank genome assembly.
AUGCCUCCAACACAAAUCCAAUCUAAUUCAGUAAUAAAUUCACACAAUAUUAAUAACAAUCAUCAAGUUGACUUUCCUGUUGACUCCAUUAUAAGCGAACCUAAACUCUAUGUAAGUGACUUACAAUUUAGUAUCACUGAAAAUGAACUUCGUGACUUAUUUGAGGACAUUCAACCCACAAGUAAAUUGGACGCAUAUAAUACUUAUUUAAGCCUACAUAUUAAUGACCCAACCUCUGGAAUUUAUGACCUACAAACACAAACAAAUGCCCUUAUUUUACAUGUCAGACAAUUAAGUACAACCAACACGAAUAUUAGCUUGUUCAAUAUAUUUAGACCUUAUGGGCCUUUGUUUUCCGUUAGGAUGCAAGUCCAAGAUAACAAAUUUAAAGGUUCUGCUUUCGUACAAUAUUUUAGAAAAGAAGAUGCCGAUAAAGCUGUUGCUAAUCUGAAAGCAUUUGCUAUUUAUAAUCAUAGUAAAUUGGACGCAUAUAAUACUUAUUUAAGCCUACAUAUUAAUGACCCAACCUCUGGAAUUUAUGACCUACAAACACAAACAAAUGCCCUUAUUUUACAUGUCAGACAAUUAAGUACAACCAACACGAAUAUUAGCUUGUUCAAUAUAUUUAGACCUUAUGGGCCUUUGUUUUCCGUUAGGAUGCAAGUCCAAGAUAACAAAUUUAAAGGUUCUGCUUUCGUACAAUAUUUUAGAAAAGAAGAUGCCGAUAAAGCUGUUGCUAAUCUGAAUUCUAAGGAUAAUAAAGCAAUGAUUGUUCAAUAUCAUCGUCAUAAUAACAAUAAAGCUCCAAAUCGUCCUAUCGUAGAUCCAUGUAAUUUAUUCAUUAAAAACCUCGACUCGAAUAUUUCCAGUAGUGAUCUUUUUAGCCAAUUUCGUAGAUUUGGUAAAAUUAUUAGUGCUCGUGUAAUGCGAGACCAAGAAACCGGCAAUUCUAAAGGAUUUGGUUUUGUUAGUUAUUCCAGUUCUGAAGAAGCUGACAAAGCUAAACAAUCUAUGCACGGUAAAACUCUUGGUGCUAAACCAAUUGUUGUAAGACUUCACGAACCUAAAAAAUUACGUGAGGCUAAAUUGGCAAAUCAAUUCAGCCCUAACACCGGUGGUAGUGCCCGUAAAGAAGUUUUAAUGUCUGAAUUGCAAAAACGAUUUAAAAAUAUUCCAAGUGUUCCUCAUGAUGAAGUUAAUUAUAUAAUUGAAUAUCUAUUAAAUUUGAAAACUCCUGAAGUUUUGCAUAUUUUGAAAGACGCUACUGCUUUACAAUAUAGGGCUAUUUUGAAAAUUUGCCCAGGAAACGUUGACGAGAUCCUUGAGUUGAUAUUGACUUUGAGUACUAAGGAGAGAAGAUCGUGUUACUUUAAUGCUGAAUAUUUGAAUAAAAGAAUCCAUGAAGCAAUCCAAGCAUUGGAAGUUGUUACCAACGAUGAUAAUUUAUCAUGUUCCCCUAAAUCAGCUGCACCAUCAACUGAAAUUACUCCAAUUUCCACUCCUCCGUUUAUUAAAUCAACUGAAUCCUUAAAUCUUACCAAUAAAACUACUUAUAAUGUGAAGACCAUCAAUCCAAUUACGUCAACUACCACCACCUCUCCCACCUCUUCUUCUACUCGUAAUAGCGAAUGGGAUGAAAUUCAACAAUUUAUGGAUAGCAUUAAAUUUAAACCUGUUCAUGAAAGAAAACAAAAAUUGGGUGACCGUUUAUUCCGUAAAGUUAAGAGCCUUGGACUCAAAAGUGCUAUGGCUAGCAAGGUUACAAUUAAUCUUUUAGACACUGACGACUUGUAUGAAUUGGCUCAUUCCAUGAAUGAUAAUGAUAAGUUUAGAGAAAAAGUCGCUGCUGCUGAAAGAGCUGUAAACGCAAAAUAA